GUUCCCGGGCAGCGAGCCGCGUGUGCUGGGCCUGGCCAUGGUGCCUGGGCACCACAUCGUGUCCAUCGAGGUGGAGCGCGACGCCGCCGCCGCCCUGUGCUCCUGACGGCCCCCCAUGGGACGGACCCCCGAGUCUUGUGCACCCCCUGUGUACCCUAACUGGUGAUGGACCCCAGCCAUGCAAAAUGACCACCGGAAUUGCAAUCCCCUCAGCCCCAGCAGAGCCCCCGUCGUGGCCGCACUGUCACCACGCGAUGCCGUCAUUCCAGUCCCCUGCAAAACAGGACACAGAUGCCCCUUCCUCCCCCAAACACUCCGUUUUCAGCCUGAAACAGAGUUGUGCAGGUUAAUUUAAUCUCAGGAACAAAAUGUUUCAGUGGGCGAGAGGGGCGGAGGGAACACACAGCAGUUCUGGUCCCUCCUAACUGUGAUUAAAUGCUGCGGCCAAGGGGGGUCAGGGAGGAACAGGACUGAAGGGGGGGGAUUGCACAGCGGGUCUGGGGCAGCCCCAGGGUUCCACAGGGCAGCCACCGUGGUGGGGAGGAGUGGGAGGGGGCCGCUGAUGGGGCUGUCCCCCCAGGUUGCAGUGACACUGAGACACAGCCCCCCAGCAAGGACACCCCAGGGACCUGCACCGGGAGUCGGGAACCCCAGAGCCGCCCUCCCCCCCCAAUAGAGCAGAUCAUUUACAAAAUACAGAUCCCCCAAAUGCCCCCCAGGGACAGUUUUCGGUUGAAAUCUGGGAAGGGUCUGUCCCAGCUCCCCCCGCCUCCAAGGUCCCUCUUAUUGCUUUGUGGGUAGGGAUGGUGGCAGAACCCACCCCCAGAGCCCCCCUGUGUUUUGGGGGCUGCGAGACCCCCUUCACAUUGUCGGGAAAUGGGGGCACUGAACCCUCCCCCUUGCACAAGAUGAGGGUCACUGGGGACCCCCCGCACGGUGGGGUCCCCAGUUUCCCUCUCUACUCUGCUCUUGUGAGGCCCCAUCUGGAGUACUGUAUCCAGGUAUGGAGCCCCCAGGACAAGAAAGACAGAGAGCUGUUGGAGAGGGUCCAGAGGAGGGCCACGAAGAUGAUCGGGGGCUGGAGCACCUCCCCUACAAAGACAGGCUGAGGGAGCUGGGCUUAUUGAGCCUGGAGAAGAGAAGGCUGCGGGGUGACCUCAUUGCAGCCUUUCAGUACCUGAAAGGAGCCUAUAAACAAGAAGGGAGUAAACUCUUUGAAAGGGUAGGUAACAGCAGGACAAGGGGGAGCGGUUUUAAGUUGAAAGAGGGAAGAUUUAGGUUGGAUGUUAGGGGGAAGUUCUUUACCAGGAGAGCGGUGAGGUGCUGGAACAGCUGCCCAGAAAGGUUGUAGAUGCGCCGUCCCUGGAGGUGUUGAAGGCCGGGUUGGAUGGGGCCCUGGGCAGCCUGGUCUAGUAAAUGGGGAGGUUGGUGGAGAUUCGUGAUCCUUGAGGUCCCUUCCAACCCAUGCCAUUCUGUGUUUCUGUGGGGGGCAACAAAAGCUUCUGCGAUGAGCGGGAAGAGUUGAAGACUGAUUUCUGUUAAUCACAAAAGGUCUGUGUGCUUGUGAAGAGAUAAAUUAACUUAUUUAUCACUUUAUUUUGCGCUUCAUUCAAAUAUUCAACUAAAUCCUAAGUUCUGGAGCAGGUCAAACUGGUUCAGUAGACCGAAGUGCAGAAUAUUUUCCAGUGGAUCGUAAUGCGUGAACCACGGAAAUGGCUGUGGAAGGGCCGUGGGUGACACUGCUGGUAGGAAGAGCAUACCAGACUCCAAUCAGAACGUGAGAAUCUGGCUCUGUCCGAGUCCCAAACGCGUGGCCAACAGGCCAUGUGUCCGCAGGGUGGUGUUGCCGGUCAGCUGAGAACAGACACGUGUGGCUGAAGAGUCUGACACUGGUCUGGUAAAAAGUCUACUUACAUGAGUCCGUGUUCAGAGACACAACCACAAAAAGAGGUGUGCCUGAGUGAUCCCUGCCAGGGCCUACAGAGAGCACCUGCCGUGUUAAGGUAUCUCAAAAAUGGUGUUGGGAAGUGACACUUGGGGAGGUGUUUCCGCGGUUGCCUGGGGCUUGUCUGUAUUCCCUCUCGACGCCGUUACUGAGGUUUCUGCAGUGAAACCUGGCGCUGGUUUCCGUUCCUAGCUAUUUGUAAAUAGUUUUCAGAUUCUCAGUAUUAGCCAUUCCUAUGAAAACUGGGGUUGCUGUUCUGUACCUUGGAAUGGAAUAUUCCUCUGUGCUGCAGUAUCUGGGAUUUAUACUUCAGCACAAAACGUGAAGCGUGAGCAGCUGAGCUCCAGGAGCAUUCCAACACUGCGCAGUGAGUGCUGCCUCCAAACGCGAAGCAAUUGCUAGCAUUCCAGAGACCGAGCACUUCAGAAGUUAUGUAGGUACCUUGCAUACAGCUGAGCACCAAACCAGAAGUGGAGCCUUGUGUGGAUUUCACCAGCUGGGAUUUGGAGACUCCGAGAGCCUGGACUGAGGGUGCGCAACGCAUCAGCUUAUAGGAAACUGGGGGUCGGGAGGGGGCUGGCGGAAAUUAAAUGUGAAGGUAGAGGGUGUCUGGGAACAUGAGGUACUAUCAGUGGGGACCGAAGGCAAAGAAUUUGAGGAGAUGAAAAUGAGGAGAGCGAGAGCCCCUUCUCCAUCUCCGAAAGCUAUGUGUCAGAGUUAUCUCCAUCCCCACCUCACUGGGAGGUGACCCGGGCCCCACCUCGGAACCCCGGUUACCUGGGCACCUGGGCAUGCUGGUGCUGUGCUCUGGGGCCAUGGAGCAGCGGGUCAGGUCAGAGCGAAGCACUGCGGAAGAUCAUCAUGGAUGCCUUGCAUUUACUGGAGAAGCAGAAGGACAAGAGUGAGCAGGGAUGUGUGUGCGGAUGAGACGUAUAGGAGGUUAGGGGCACAGGGGACAGGACUCGGAGGGCUUGAAUGGGGAACCGUGGGAAUGUAGGAUGUAUGGAGUUCUGGGGUGGUGUCAGGGCAUAUUUGGGGAAUCCUGAGGGUGUAUGGGUUUCAGGGUAUAGAGAGUCUGGUGCUUUGGGGGGGUAUUUAGGGGCAUAUGGAACUCUGGGAUGGGCAUAUGGGAUCCAGAUGAGUUGCACAGGGAAUGUGUGGGAUUAGUGGGGGCAGGAGCGUUGACAUGGGGAGAAUUGGGGGUGGGGACAUUGUCUGAUGUGGACAUCUGUGAGCCCCCAGAGCCUUUCGAGGUGUCUCUGCAGGAAGCCAUCCAAAUGAUUUGGGUGAAGCUGGGCCAGUUGGAGCAAGCUCCUGCCUGCAUCCCCCCCUGCGGGCACCAGCCGGCCGCCCGCGUCUUCCAGUGCGCGACCUGCCGCCUCGUGGACUGCCAGUUCCCUGUAGACUGCCCAGUUCAGGACGUGUGGGUCCACGAGGAUGAAGCCAUCACGCUGCACUGCGACGUGCCCUUCGCCGUCCCUCCUGAGCUGCAGGUUACGUGGAUGUUUGCCAAGGAUAUACGCACGCAGGACCUGGCGCUGUUUGAGGAGCUGCAGAGGGGCAUUGGGGAACCGCCCAGCCUGACCGUGCAGGACCCCACCCUGGGAACCAUCGCCUGCCGCCUGGGGGCCGCCUCUGAGACCCUGGCCCGCAAGUACUUCUACCUCAACGUGUCGGGGGGAAGCGUGGAGGCUGAGCAGGAGCUCCAGGCCCGGUUCAGAGCUGUGCUGCGCUGGCCCCAGGGCAGGGCCCCCCUGCACCUCACCACAUCCCUGCAGCUGGGGCUGGUCCUUGGCGUCGCGGGGCUCGUGCUGCUGCUGCUGCUGCUGCUGGCCUCCUGGCGAUGCUGCCGAAAAUCUCCGGAGCCUCCCAGACCCCCGUGACUCCCGGGCACCCCAUGGACCUGGACACCAGGGCCUCAAAGGGAGUGUGGACUCCUGUGGACUUUCACCAGGCUCUUUCCCCGAGGGCCAAAACAUCAGCAGUUGCUCAUCGUGCGUUGUCCGCUGGGUGUAAUGGGGACUCCCGGGGCCUUCCCCUGACUCUUUGCCCGUAUGGAGUGGGGGAGAAUUUGCCUUUGCUUCUGUUACAAAUUAUAAUCAUAAUGUCUUAGCUA
This is a messenger RNA of Gallus gallus (chicken), 4061 nucleotides long. Its product is annotated as sperm acrosome membrane-associated protein 6. The record is from RefSeq and is a predicted model, not a curated record. Gene Ontology annotation, biological process: fusion of sperm to egg plasma membrane involved in single fertilization. The transcript has 8 exons. The coding region runs from base 3064 to 3828 and encodes 254 amino acids. NCBI's taxonomy places the organism in Eukaryota, Metazoa, Chordata, Aves, Galliformes, Phasianidae.